Trichosurus vulpecula (common brushtail) is the source of this 2758-nucleotide messenger RNA. RefSeq names its product carnitine O-palmitoyltransferase 2, mitochondrial-like. Bases 123 to 2132 code for a protein of 669 amino acids. Gene Ontology annotation, molecular function: carnitine O-palmitoyltransferase activity. Gene Ontology annotation, cellular component: mitochondrion. The record is from RefSeq and is a predicted model, not a curated record. Gene Ontology annotation, biological process: fatty acid beta-oxidation. The transcript is spliced from 5 exons. Lineage: Eukaryota; Metazoa; Chordata; Mammalia; Diprotodontia; Phalangeridae.
UCUUCUGCCGGAACCGCACGGCCGGCCCGCAGUGUCCGCUCGGACCGGAGACGCCGACACCCCGAGGUCCCUCCGGCCGGGCGCCCCGGGCCAGAGCGAGGCUCGCGGCGGAAGGAGCAGCCAUGGGGCCGUUGGUGGUACGCCUGAGGCUCGGGCCGCGGCCGCUCUGGAUGCCGGGCGGAGGCUGCGGGCGGAGGCGGCUCGGGGCCGGGGCCGGAGCCGGAGCCGGAGCCGGAGCCGAGGCCGGGCGGCAGUACCUGCAGCGGAGCGUCGUGCCCACCCUGCACUUCCAGCCGAGCCUGCCCAGGCUGCCUAUUCCCAAACUCGAAGAUACCAUGAAGAGAUACCUCAGUGCCCAGAGACCUCUUUUGGAUGACAGCCAGUUCAGGAGAACAGAGCAGCUCUGCAGGACCUUCGAAAGUGGACUUGGCAAAGAACUGCACGCACAGCUGGUUGCUAAGGACAAGCAGAAUAAACAUACAAGCUACAUCUCAGGUCCCUGGUUUGAUAUGUACCUAUCUGCCCGAGACUCCAUUGUUCUGAAUUUUAAUCCGUUCAUGUCUUUCAACCCUGACCCAAAGCCUGAUUAUAAUGACCAACUCACACGAGCAACUAACUUAACUGUGUCAGUCAUGCGGUUUAUGAAGAGUCUCAGGGCUGGCCUCCUCGAGCCAGAGGUGUUCCACCUCAACCCUGCCAAAAGCAACACUGAUGCCUUUAAGAGAAUUAUCCGCCUUGUGCCUUCAUCCCUGGCCUGGUAUGGCGCUUACAUGGUCAAUGCCUACCCCCUGGAUAUGUCGCAGUAUUUUAGACUGUUCAAUUCAACUCGGCUGCCCAAGCCUGGUCGAGAUGAGCUUUUUACCAAUGACAAGGAGAAGCACCUGCUAGUGCUGAGGAAUGGGAAUUUUUACGUCUUUGAUGUCCUGGAUCAAGAUGGGAACAUCCUCAAAGCAACGGAAGUCCACGCUCACCUGAAGUAUAUUCUCUCUGACAACAGCCCCACUCCCGAGUUUCCUCUGGCGUAUCUGACCACUGAAAACCGAGACACCUGGGCUGGGUUGAGGCAGGAGCUGCUGAAUAAUGGGAACGAGGAAGUGCUCAGUAAAGCGGACUCGGCUGUGUUCUGUCUGUGUCUAGAUGACUUCCCCAUCACAGACCUGGUCCAUUUGUCCCAUACCAUGCUGCACGGAGAUGGUGUGAACCGAUGGUUUGACAAAUCCUUCAACCUCAUCGUAGCCAAAGAUGGGAAUGCAGCCAUCAACUUUGAGCACUCUUGGGGUGAUGGCGUUGCUGUGCUUAGAGUCUUCAAUGAUGUGUUUAAAGACAGCACCCAGACCCCUGCCAUCACACCCCAGGCUCAGCCUGCACCUGUCGACUCAUCGAGGGCUGUGCAGAAACUCAAUUUCAGAUUGAACGAUACUUUAAAAGCUGGAAUUGCCAGAGCCAAAGAGAAGUUUGACUCCACCAUGCAGACCCUUACUAUAGACUUCAUCCAGUUUCAGAGAGGAGGCAAAGAAUUCUUGAAGAAGCACAAGCUCAGUCCUGAUGCGGUGGCUCAGCUCUCCUUCCAGAUGGCCUUCCUCCGGCAGUACGGGCAAACGGUGGCCACUUAUGAGUCCUGUAGUACGGCGGCAUUCAAACACGGCCGUACCGAGACUGUCCGGCCGGCUUCUGUGUUCACCAAGAAGUGUUCAGAGGCAUUUGUCAGGGGGCUUUCCCAGAACAGCACAGAUCAGCUCAAAGAGAUGAUGGCCCAGUGCUCCAAGUACCACAACCAGCUGACAAAGGAGGCCGCGAUGGGCCAGGGAUUUGACAGACACCUGUUUGCCUUGAGAUACCUGGCAGCGGCUGAAGGUCACAAACUACCCGAGUUCUACCAGGACCCGGCCUAUGCGCAGAUCAAUCACAACAUCCUGUCCACCAGCACCCUGAGCAGCCCUGCUGUGAACCUUGGGGGCUUCGCGCCUGUCGUCCCCGAUGGCUUUGGCAUUGGCUACGGGGUCCACGAUGACUGGAUCGGCUGCAACGUCUCCUCCUACCCGGCCCGCAAUGUCACGGAGUUCCUCCAGUGUGUGAACAAGGCCUUGGGAGAUAUUUUUGAUGUUCUAGAAGGCCAGCCUGUCAAAAGUUAGCAGGGGAGGCACAAAGCACCUCUCUAGUGAUAACUGUGGGAGCAAGAAGGGUUUGGGAGUGUCCUGUGAGCUUAGAAUCAUGAAGUGGGGGCAGCUAGGUGGCACAGUGAAUAGAGCACCGGCCCUGGAGUCAGGAGGACCUGGGUUCAAAUCCGGCCUCAGGCACUUGACACAUUUACUAGCUGUGUGACCUUGGGCAAGUCACUUAACCCCAGUUGCCCUGCCCCCUCCCCAAAUCAUGAAAUGCCUGAGUAACUGAAACAGUCAUGUUUUAACUUUAAAAUCAUCAAUCUGCCAAAAUUAAUGGGUUAUUUAAAGUGGGGUGGAUUGUACAAGUUAGAGAGUGAAUUGUGACUUCUGGGGGCUUCUUUGGGGGUAGGAUUUGAGCUGGAUGGAGGAGACACAGUGUCUGUCCUGGAGGAGGCCGCUGGCUCCUACCUGGUUAGUGUGGCACGGGCCACAUGGGUUAGGGUCGCUCCAGAAAACCAUCUCAGACUCUUGUUGAGGAUCCCGUGUGGUCUGUGUCAGGGGUGACCCGCUGGCUGUUGGAAAUUGAUACUCCUGUAAUAAAAACUCUUCUCUUGAAACCAGUAACUGUCACCCAGGACAGGCUGGCAUGUCAUGGG